UAAACAUCUUAUUCGAAUGAAAACAGUUCGUGUUGAAACAAGUUUAAUUUAGUGAUAAUUAACUAAAUUAAGUGAUUAAAUAAGUGAAAAAUGAGUGGAAGUAAUCCAUGCCCUGAUGAUACCUUUAAGAUAUUACUUACAACCGAUAAUCAUUUAGGUUAUGGCGAAAAAAAACCUAUUAUAGAUCAAGAUUCUUUUCGAACUUUCGAAGAAAUACUUAAACUAGCCGUUAAGAAAAAUGUCGAUAUGAUUCUUUUAGGUGGUGAUUUAUUUCAUGAUGUUCAACCGACCAAUUAUACAUUAUUUAAAUGUACCGAGUUAUUAAAAAAGUAUUGCUUAGGGGAUCGACCCGUUGCUAUUGAAUUUUUAUCAGAUCCAACUGAAAAUUUUCGACAAUCUAACCCUAUUGUUAAUUACGAGGACCAAAACAUGAAUAUAUCAAUACCUGUUUUUUCCAUACACGGAAAUCAUGAUAACCCAUCAGGUGCCCAACAAGUAUCUGGUUUAGACAUAAUCUCAGCAACGGGAUUGGUAAAUUAUUUUGGUAGAGUUACAGAUAUAAAAAAUGUAACAAUAACUCCAAUAUUAUUAAAAAAAGGGUCAACAAAAAUCGCUCUUUACGGUUUAUCUCAUAUUCCUGAUCAACGUUUAGCUCGCUUAUUUCAUGAGAAAAAAGUUUCAAUGUUACAACCAGAAGGAGAUGAUUGGUUCAACAUUUUAGUUUUACAUCAAAAUCGAGCGAAUAGAGGCUCAAAAAAUUUCAUCCCAACAAGUGUCAUUCCAAGUUUUAUUGAUUUAGUUUUAUGGGGUCAUGAACAUAACUGUGACAUCGAACCAGUUCAAUUAGAACAUGGUCCCCACAUAACUCAACCUGGAAGUUCCGUAGCAACUUCUUUAUGCGAAGGCGAAUCUAUAGAGAAAAAGAUUGGGAUUCUAAGAGUUUUUAAUAAAUCAUUUAGUAUUAACCCAAUUCCAUUAGCUACGGUUCGUCCUUUAAUGUUUUCGAGUAUAACAUUAAAAUGUCCUGAUAGAGAUGAAGAUUAUAAUUCCGCGGAUCCAAAAGAACAAGCGAAACAGGAAGUUCGUGCGGAAGUUGAUAAGUUAAUUUUUGAGGCUAUUAAAAGACAAGAAUUAGCUGGGGCUGAUUCUUUAAUGCCUUUCGUAAGAUUAUUUGUGAGAUAUUAUUGCGAAACGCAAGUUUUUAAUGCAAUUCGAAUGGGACAUGAUUAUGAGGAUAGAGUUGCUAACCCUACGAGUAUGUUUAAAUUGGUUAAUAUGAAUUUGAGAACGUCGUAUAAAGUACCAGAUUUACCAGGAAUUGACCCACGAAUUAUGGAUGAAGAUAUUAUACAUUCAGGAAGACUUGAUGAUCAUAUAAAUGAUUAUUUUAAUCAUCCAGAUCGCGUGACUGAAAUGUCUAUUUACUCUACAAAAGUUUUAACUAGAGCAGUACAAAAAUGUGUUGACUCUGAUGAUUUAGAUGCUAUCGCUCAUGCAAUAGAAAUGCAAGAAAGAGCUACUUUAGAUAAAUUAAUAGAACUAAAUCCUACAAAAGAAGAUUUUGACGACUGUUUUAAGAGGGUUAAAGAUCAAAGAUUGCAAGAUGAAGACAAAGAAAUUACUGAUUUAAUUAAUACAUUAAACAACCCAAAUAGGCCAAAACCUAUAAAUAUUGUUGUUGAUGUUGAUGAUAAUGCUGGUGGCAAUGUCGUUAAUAUUAAUUUAACAGAUGAUCAAAAUGAACAAUCAACUUCGACAGCUAAACCAACAAGAGGUAAAGGUUCUAGGGGACGUAAAGCUGCUUCUACAACAAAACAAACUCCUCGUGGCCGUGGUCGAGCUAGCAAAGCAAAAAAUUAAGUUAUACUGAAAUGUAUACAAUUAUUUAACAUUUAAAUUUAUUUUAUUCAAAGAAAUAUGGAUAAUAAUUCCCGUGUUUAUAAUUUUGUUUACCCACUAAUCUUUAUUUUUCUUUACAUUGUGCAGUCAUAUAAUCAUAAAUUUAUUUAUUUAUGUACAUAGGACACAGCACAGGACGAACUCCAUAAAAGCUGUGUCACUGAAAAGUUGUGUUGGCGAAAGUGGUUCAAGCAUGUCUAUUCUUUGCCCUUAAGUCUAAAAUCAAUUGUAGACAUGAUUUUUUUGCUGGUCGCUCUGUUGAGAGUAACUUGCUUGAAUACAUCCACUAUAUCUUAUCUUCUCUGGAUGAUUCUUGUCAAGUUGAUUGAGUAUAUACGGAUUUUAGUAAAGCUUUCGACCGGGUGGAUCACACAACUUAAUUUUGUUUAAACUAAUGAAGUUUGGUAUUCAGGGGAACUUUUACAAUGGUUUGCUUCCUAUCUGAAGGAGAGAUGCCAGAUUGUUUCGGAUUGUUUGUUGGUUUUACGUUGAUAAAUAUGCUUUUUAAAUAAACAAAUAAAUCAAUAAAAUAAUAAGCAGUAAAGGAAUGUAGUUGGUAUAAUUGGUUGCCUACACUGCUUGAACUUAAAAAUUUUGUUUAUCAAAUAAAUUUUUAUUUCACUAUCA
Messenger RNA from Onthophagus taurus, 2526 nucleotides. It is a transcript of the gene mre11, whose product is annotated as double strand break repair nuclease mre11. Gene Ontology annotation, molecular function: single-stranded DNA endonuclease activity; 3'-5'-DNA exonuclease activity; manganese ion binding. NCBI's taxonomy places the organism in Eukaryota, Metazoa, Arthropoda, Insecta, Coleoptera, Scarabaeidae. Gene Ontology annotation, biological process: double-strand break repair via nonhomologous end joining; mitochondrial double-strand break repair via homologous recombination; mitotic intra-S DNA damage checkpoint signaling. Gene Ontology annotation, cellular component: site of double-strand break; nucleus; Mre11 complex. The record is from RefSeq and is a predicted model, not a curated record.